AUGGACACCGAGUCCCAGUACUCUGGUUACUCCUACAAGUCCGGCCACUCCCGAAGCUCUCGGAAGCACAGGGAUCGGCGGGACAGACACCGUUCCAAGAGCAGGGAUGGAAGCCGAGGGGACAAAUCAGUGACGAUACAGGCACCGGGAGAGCCUCUGUUGGACAACGAGUCAACCAGAGGGGAUGAACGGGACGAUAACUGGGGCGAGACAACAACUGUGGUGACAGGCACGUCGGAACACAGCAUCUCUCACGAUGACCUCACACGCAUUGCCAAGGACAUGGAGGACAGUGUCCCUCUGGACUGCUCACGUCACCUGGGCGUGGUGGCUGGUGCUACGCUGGCACUGCUCUCCUUUCUAACCCCACUGGCCUUCCUACUGCUGCCCCCGCUACUGUGGCGGGAAGAGCUGGAGCCCUGUGGAGCAGCCUGCGAGGGACUCUUCAUCUCAGUGGCCUUCAAGCUGCUCAUCCUGCUGCUGGGCAGCUGGGCUCUGUUCUUCCGCCGGCCCAAGGCCUCACUGCCCCGGGUCUUUGUGCUGCGCGCCUUGCUCAUGGUGCUUGUCUUUCUGCUCGUGGUCUCCUACUGGCUCUUCUAUGGGGUUAGGAUUUUGGAGGCAAGGGAGCGCAGCUAUCAGGGGGUGGUGCAGUUUGCAGUUUCUCUGGUAGAUGCCCUGCUCUUUGUGCACUAUCUCGCUGUGGUCCUGCUGGAGCUACGCCAACUGCAGCCCCAGUUCACUCUCAAGGUUGUGCGCUCCACGGAUGGGGCCAGUCGCUUCUACAAUGUUGGCCAUCUCAGCAUCCAGCGUGUGGCAGUGUGGAUCCUGGAGAAGUAUUACCAUGAUUUCCCCGUCUACAACCCUGCCCUCCUCAACCUGCCCAAGUCCGUCCUGGCCAAGAAAGUGUCCGGCUUCAAGGUGUACUCCCUCGGAGAGGAGAACAGCACCAACAACUCUACUGGACAAUCUCGGGCGGUGAUUGCAGCAGCAGCUCGGAGGCGGGACAACAGCCACAAUGAGUAUUAUUAUGAAGAGGCAGAGCAUGAACGGAGGGUGCGCAAACGCAGAGCCAGACUGGUGGUAGCAGUGGAAGAGGCCUUCACACACAUCAAGAGGCUACAGGAAGAAGAGCAAAAGAAUCCAAGGGAGGUGAUGGAUCCAAGAGAGGCAGCUCAAGCCAUUUUUGCCUCCAUGGCACGAGCCAUGCAGAAGUACCUUCGCACUACCAAGCAGCAGCCCUACCACACCAUGGAAAGCAUCCUCCAGCACCUGGAGUUCUGUAUUACCCAUGACAUGACACCCAAGGCCUUUCUGGAGCGGUACCUGGCAGCUGGCCCCACCAUCCAGUAUCACAAGGAGCGCUGGCUGGCUAAACAGUGGACGCUGGUGAGCGAAGAGCCAGUGACCAAUGGGCUCAAAGAUGGCAUUGUCUUCCUCCUCAAACGCCAGGACUUCAGCCUGGUGGUCAGCACCAAGAAGGUCCCGUUUUUCAAGCUGUCUGAGGAGUUUGUGGACCCUAAAUCGCACAAAUUUGUCAUGAGGUUGCAAUCUGAGACCUCUGUGUAA
Gracilinanus agilis (Agile Gracile Mouse Opossum) is the source of this 1566-nucleotide messenger RNA. It is a transcript of the gene VANGL2, whose product is annotated as VANGL planar cell polarity protein 2. Lineage: Eukaryota; Metazoa; Chordata; Mammalia; Didelphimorphia; Didelphidae. Gene Ontology annotation, cellular component: plasma membrane. Gene Ontology annotation, biological process: multicellular organism development; Wnt signaling pathway, planar cell polarity pathway; establishment of planar polarity. The record is from RefSeq and is a predicted model, not a curated record. Bases 1 to 1566 code for a protein of 521 amino acids. The transcript has 7 exons.